Molecule: messenger RNA, 2297 nt
Organism: Ciona intestinalis (vase tunicate)
Lineage: Eukaryota; Metazoa; Chordata; Ascidiacea; Phlebobranchia; Cionidae
Source: RefSeq, a predicted model, not a curated record
UUUUUGUAGAGUUAGUAUUUUAUCUGCUGCUGGUUAUCUUAUUUUAUAAUGGAGGAAAGUCAUGAAAAAGAUUGGGAGAAGGAUCUUGGUUGGCUGCUCAAAGAUUCCGACAAGACAGAGAAAAAUGAUGAAAAUGAGAAAGAAAACCAGAAAGAAUUUGAAAAGAGAGAAAAUACAUCAGAUGGGGAAGAGCGAACAUCGGACGCUCCAACCACGGACGACGAUGAUGAUGAUGGUUUAACACUAGAGGGCAGAAGAGAGUUGGAGGAAAAUACUUUGCGUAACGAUGCAGAUGAAGGGGAAGAAUAUAAUGUGUUGGAACGACUAGAAAAGGCAAAUGAAGCAUUGAAGAACGACAGCAUGGAUGAGAGUGAAUCUGAGCGAGAAAGAAGAGUCAUCUUUAAACCGAAGUUGGUCGACUUUGAAGCUCCCCCUCAAGAUUAUUCGUCGUCAUCAUCUUCCUCUUCAGAUGAUGAAGCUGAAAAAGUAACGAAAACUAUGGAAGACAUGAGACUCACGCAGCAGGGAAAUGAAACGGUGGAAAUUAACGGACAAAAAAUUAGAAAAGAUGAAAAAGUUUUGAUUGAAAGAGACGGAAAAUUUGAACUUGUUGGUGCGAGCGAACUGAAAGCAAUACUACCUCCUGUGAAUGGGGGUCAUCCUGAUAACGUAGCAGUUGUCAACGGUAACCAUUACAACCCCCUACCACCAGUGAAACCUCGGCCCAAAUCAGCCCCAGUGAGAAGCAGCAAGCCACAUCCACCCACAAGUAAUUAUCGACCUUUCUCAGCAAACAACGCACCAACAACACCAUCAAGCAAUUAUACUGCUAAGACGUUCUGUUACUCUCCGGAGUUGAAAGAGCUGAUGAGGAAGAGAGCAGCUGCGAAAGCUGCGAGAGAAAGGGAAGAAGAAGCUCGGAGGAAAGCGGAGGAGGAGUCCGCUCGUCAGGAGGCCGAGUAUGCUUGGAAGUGCUGGCUGGAGAGGAAGAAUGAGCAGAUUAAAGAGCAAAGGAAGAGAGAAAGACAAGUGGCGGAGAGGAGGAGGAAAGAUAAUGAGAAGAAUCCCAAUGAAGCUGCCGAAGCUUACAGCACUUGGUUGAAAGACAAGAGAAAACAAACAAAGAAGGAAAGGAUUGAAGUCCAACAACAGCAGAUAGAGAUUGACGAAGGAUGGUAUAUUAGAGAAAGAGCUGAGUGCAGGAAAGCGUUUCGUCAGUGGUUGCGCAAGAAGAACGAAGCUGCGCGACAAGCACAAAUGCAAGAUAAGUUGCUACGACGACAAUCCCUUAAACAAGCACGUGAAGCACGGCGUGCACAGAAACUUCUCGAAUCAAUUCGUGAAUCGCAACAAAUGAAAUACGUUGAAUAUUAUGGAUAUCGGUUCUAGUUUUAUUUAUGCAAACUUUAACAACAUUUGCACUACAACACAAAACACUCAAUACAGAUUAAAAUUCACAAAAAUCCCAACACAAAACACAUGUAAAGAAGAAAUCCAUUCAAACCUUAUACACUUUCAAUAUAGUUCUAGCGUCGCUUGUACAAAUUACAUCUGACCAUUGGUAGCCAGAUCGACUACUCUGACUGUAGUUAGUUAGUACUUUGUUUGUUUUAUACAAUAUAAUGCAAAUGGUCUUUUUACAAUUAAAAACUCGAGGUGUAACUGUUAUCACAAUUUCUCAUCAUGUUCUCAUCAAACACUAUGUCACCCUUACACUCAAUACACGAUUACAUAAUGAUAAAUAUAUUUACAAAUUCUUCAUACCACAUUUGCACUAAUGAGUCUUAACCUUUAAACCCUGUGUUAUUUCCCAAGCAUUCUUCAAGCACCUCAAUUUAUUCGACAAUAUUAAAAGCUUGUAUGAAUGAAUGAAACACACAAAACGAUCGUUAUAAACUGAUUUAAACUAUGAUUAACAUAAAACAAACUUUAAUGCAUUAAUUUAAACAUUAAAUCCUAUUAUCCAAUGUUUAUAAAGCCAAUCUAAACAACAGCAGUUUUCAAAAUCUUUCAAUUAUAUUACAGCAACCCAUAUUUCAAUACCACAAGCAUAUUGUAAAAAUCUGUACAAAUAUCACCCCAUACUUCACCAUUACAUUUCCACACCUACUUUCCUACUUCAAUACAAACACAAUCCUCUGUUCACUUUGUAAUAGAUUGUAAUUAACUGUGUACAUUAGAUGUUUUCACUGUGUUCUAUAGUUUCAAUGUAAAUAAUCCAAAUAAUUAUGUUCCUACCGAUUUCUCGCAAUUGUUGCUGAAUACUUUAAUAAAUAUAUUCAAUUUUUUAGAAAAAA